Molecule: messenger RNA, 776 nt
Organism: Zophobas morio
Lineage: Eukaryota; Metazoa; Arthropoda; Insecta; Coleoptera; Tenebrionidae
Gene: mRpL22
Product: large ribosomal subunit protein uL22m
Exons: 3
Coding region: 98-733 (211 amino acids)
Biological process (GO): translation
Cellular component (GO): mitochondrial large ribosomal subunit; ribosome
Molecular function (GO): structural constituent of ribosome
Source: RefSeq, a predicted model, not a curated record
GAUUGGCCCACUAUUCCUUGCAAAAAGCGAGGUUAUGUAGAGUCCCGUGUUUACAAAGUUGCAACUUUUUCCCCAAAUUUCGAAUUAAAUCGCCAAAAUGACGUUAUUUAGGAGUCGACCGCUCUUAAAGUUAGUGUUACAGUACCAACCCGCGGCACUUUUACCAGCCGCCACAAAAAUUCACACCUCUGCGUUACUCCAAGCAUGGAAACCGGAAGACCACGAACCUCAAAAAUUUCUGGAAUAUAAUAAGAAAAUAUACCCUCCACAGUCACCCGACGAGGCCCCACGACCCGCUUUUGUUUGCCACCAACGAAGCAACAUCAAAUACAGCCCCUGGAAAAUGUGGUACAUCGCAUGUCUCGUGCGCGGCAUGACCGUCGACGAAGCCAUCAAACAAUUAAAAUUCGUGUUGAUGAAAGGGGCGAAGGACGUCAGGGAAACGAUCGAAGAAGCGCGAGAUUUGGCAGUGAAGGAGCACAACGUCGAGUUUGCGAGUAACUUGUGGGUGGCGGAGUCUUUCGUGGGGAAAGGUCACGUGGUGAAAGGAAUCCGGCGACAUGGAAGAGCCCGUUUUGGUAGAGUUGAAUAUUUUCAUUGUCACUAUUUCGUGCGUCUGGAAGAAGGCAAACCCCCGAAACACUACUACCAACACCACCCCAAAGAACCACACCAACAACUCGAGGAUUGGUUGCAACAAAUGAGGAAACGUAAAAUCACCAAUUCUAUUUAAUUACUUAAUGAUUAUGUAGAGCUAAAUAAAUAAGUUAACAAUU